Messenger RNA from Polychytrium aggregatum, 1580 nucleotides. RefSeq lists its product as uncharacterized. Lineage: Eukaryota; Fungi; Chytridiomycota; Chytridiomycetes; Polychytriales. The transcript has 9 exons. The record is from RefSeq and is a predicted model, not a curated record. Bases 224 to 1498 code for a protein of 424 amino acids.
CUAUCUUUUGCAGGGCUGAGGUCUAUCUUGCUCGGAGAGCUCGGCUGUGGUGUCGAAUCACAGACCCAAGCCAAGACCUGGCCCGCCCUUGGUCGUCGGCUCGCUGCGCUGGCAAGCGAGGUGCUUGUGUGUUGCGGCCGCCUCGUUGCGAUCAGGCUGCAUCUCAAGCCAGAACCAUACCAGCGCCGCUUGCUCACACCUCCUGGCCAGCUGUCGCUCCGGAAUGUCGCCAAACCUCAAUAUCUCGGACAUGCCUUCGGGCUCGGGUUCGGGCAUGUCGCCGCAGCCGAAAUCAUCGGGGGUAUUGCCGGGUCUCAGCGCACAGUUCCCCGUCCCCAAGAUCGGCGUCGAAGACACAGUCCCGAUUCCCGCGAUUCCUCAGCGUUCAGAAGAAACCUUUGUGACCCAGCGAGCCGGAAAAAUCAUCAACAUUCCUGUGAUUCCGAGUGAUGCUCAACCGUCGUCGCUGUUUGAGAAUCGAAGGGCGCUGCAGUCCACCCUCCUUCUCAACAAGAAGCGAGAGAUGCAGCAAGUCCAGGCGAUGCUUGAGAAGAAACGCGAGGAGUUUGCCAAGCGAAUGGAGGAGUGUCGUGAGAAACAGGAAGAGCUACGGACCAAGCAAAAACAAAUCCGGGAGCGGGUGCUCAAGUUUGAAAAGUUCCUCAAAGAAAACGACGCCAAGCGGCAGCGUGCGAACCUGAAGGCCCAGACAGAGAAGAAGCUCAAGGAGCAAAAGGAGCAAGAGCUUAGUGCUCUCCAGCGGCAGCUGCAGGAGGAGCAAAUCAAGGCCAAAAAGAUCCUCAGCAUGCUCAAAAAGUACAAAGUGUAUGAGCAAUACUUGCAAUCCGUGGUCGACAUCUUGCCCCAGGACUACCUCGACGUGAACGAGCCGCACAUCAACGACAUAUUGAUGCGCUACAAGACACUGAUCGAAACAAAUCAGGAUCUGAUUCAGAUGGUCCAAGUCUACCAGGACCAAAUGGAGAAGGAGCAGAGUACAUUGGCUGAGCUCAUCAAGGAUAAGCAGGAUUUGAUUUUAGUUUUCAACUCCCAGCUGGGAACCCAGCAAAAAAAGUACGACAGCUUGAAACAGCACUGCGCGUAUCUCGCCGAGAAGCUCGAGGAACGGGACAAGACCGGAAAAGAGAGGAUGCGAACGCUGGGCGAGGCCAAGCUUGCCAUCUUCAACAUCUUUGACCGUAUAUCGGUGCGCAUCCAAAAGCCCACCCGCACCAAUUUCCUGAAUGCCCCAAACUCAGAGAACAACAACGCCGCAUCGGGAGCCGAUGCUCAAAUGGCCUCGUCGCCGAUGACGACCAUGCCCCUAUCGUCGGUGCACACCAAGGCCGAUAUCUCCAAGGUGUUUUCCGAGAAGCUGCAUGCCAUCCAGGAGCGCAUCAUCGAUUUGCAGCAUAUCAUCCAAAAAGCCGAGCAAGCUGUCGCCCAUGAGCGCGGCGAGCGGGCGCGCAAGCUUGCGGCGGUUGUGGGCGACUCGUAACGGCAGCAGGCGCAUAUGAGUGCAGCCAACCCAACCCAACGCCAGCUGCAGCAUGGCGUGGGAACCAGACGGGACACGAAAC